Messenger RNA from Hydractinia symbiolongicarpus, 3729 nucleotides. RefSeq names its product far upstream element-binding protein 1-like. The transcript has 25 exons. Bases 130 to 2238 code for a protein of 702 amino acids. Gene Ontology annotation, molecular function: mRNA binding. The record is from RefSeq and is a predicted model, not a curated record. Gene Ontology annotation, biological process: regulation of gene expression. Lineage: Eukaryota; Metazoa; Cnidaria; Hydrozoa; Anthoathecata; Hydractiniidae. Gene Ontology annotation, cellular component: nucleus; cytoplasm.
GUCUUUCCGACUGAUUGAGUGGAAGCUUCGUACAUGUGUGCGCGAGAUUCACAAGCUAGCUAAAACAAAGUUAGAAAAUUUUAGUUAUAAAAUUCAAGCUACAGAAAACUUUCUCAAAUACAAGCUAUUAUGGCAACUCAAACAACUGAUCAACAAAAUGCUCUUAAAGACGCCAUGGCUCGAGCCAAACAGAUUGCUGCUAAACUUGCACAACAGGCAAACACAGCUCCUACAGAUGUUACUGGAACCGAUGGUGACUCUCGUAAAAGAGGUCUCCCAGAUUCAUUUAAUGUUAUGGGUACUGAAGCUAAAAAACCAGCUAUGCAAAUGACAAACUUAGCUGUUGACCACACAGAUCCAAAGGUCAUUGCUCAGCAAGUAGCAAACAGUCUUGUGCAGAGGGCUGGACUUGGUUCAAUGAUUGUGGAAGAAGUGACCAUACCAAAUAAACUAGUUGGAUUAGUUAUUGGAAGAGGUGGUGAAAUGAUAAAUAAAUUACAGACAGAUUCUGGUGCUAAAAUUCAGGUUGCACCUGAUCCACCACCAGAGAUGGCACAUUUUGUUCAAGACAGACAGAUCACAAUCACAGGCACAACCGAUGCUGUUAAUAAGGCAAAGAAUUUAAUCGAAGAAAUAAGGAUGGAUGGAAAAGUUCCAGAGAGACUGGUCAUGAGUGGUGGAGGUGGUGGUGAAUUUUCUACGGAUAUGAUGAUUGCUGCUGGCAAAGUUGGCCUCGUAAUAGGUAAAGGAGGUGAAACUAUCAAGAGCCUGCAAGAGAGAGCUGGUUGCAAAAUGGUAUUGUUUCAAGAUAACGAGUAUGCAAACGCACCUGAAAAACCUUUGCGCAUUAGUGGAGAACAAUCCAAAGUCUUGUAUGGAAAGCAACUAGUUCAAGAUCUGUUAACAAUGAAAGAGCUAGAGACAAUCAACCCUCACAAAAAACAUUUAGAAGGUGGAAAUACAUAUGAAGAGGUUCAAGUACCUCGAGAUGCGGUUGGUUUUGUUAUUGGAGCUAAAGGAGCAAGUAUCAAUAUGAUACAGCAGCAAAGUGGUUGUCGAGUGCAAUUCAAAAAUGACAUGGAAGGUGAUUUUAAAAUUGCAAUGCUUACUGGAAAUCCACAGCAAGUAGCAAUGGCAAAGGCUAAACUAAAUGAAAUUCUACAAUCUCACCAAGACAGAAGAGGUGGAGGAAAUUGGCAGGGAGUUCGAGGACCAAGACCAGCCUGGGGCCAACAAGGUGGGCAUUUUAAUGGUGCUCCAAGACCUAAUUGGAGUGGUCCUGGAGGUAAUCAGGGCCCAAGAUGGGGUGGACCAGCACCUCGGGGUAACUUUGGUGGUCAAGGUGCUCUGCCACCAGGACAUAAGCACAUGGUUAUUCAUGUACCAGCGAAUAAAUGUGGAUUGGUUAUUGGAAAAGGAGGAGAAACAUUAAAGCAUAUACACAACGAAACAAAAGUAAAUAUUGAAAUCAAUCGAGAAGUACCGGAAGUCUCCCCCUUUAGGGUUUUUCAUUUGAGAGGUACCGAUGAACAAAUACAGCAGGCUACAGAAAUCAUUCGUGAAAAAAUCGGGGAUCCUAGCGUUGUUGCCAAACCUGCUGAUGAAAGUCAAAGCGGAAACACAGGUCAAGGCGAGUAUGGAGGUGGGCAUGGUAGUGGAUGGGGAGGUGCACAGAACCAACAGUGGGGAGGUCAACAAGCUGGUUGGGGACAGCAACCUGGUCAAAAUCAGUGGAAUCAACAAGGUUGGAAUCAACAACCUGGUGCUGCUGGCUGGAAUCAACAGCAGGGUGUACCACAAGCAUGGGAUCAACAGCAACAAUGGCAGCAACCUCAACAAGGUCAAUGGCCAAACCAACAGUACCAGCAAUGGGGACAACAACCACAGGCACAACCUGCUGCUGCACAAACUGGUACGCCUGGUGCAGAUCCAGCACAGGCAGGUCAACAGGCAGGUGGACAACAAGACUAUAGUGCUGCGUGGGCUGCUUACUAUCAACAACAAAGCCAAUACUAUCAACAAUAUGCUAUGCAACAGCAGCAACAACCAACUUCGACUUCUGCUACAUCCACUACUGAUCCAUCAACGGGUGCCGUAGUAGCUCCAACAUCUGGGACUGCAGCUACUACUGCUGGUCAAGCACAGACCAUGGCUGACUAUCAGGCAAAACUAGCGGAAUAUUAUAAGUCGUUUGGACAACAAUCACAACAACCUCAACAACAACAACCACCUCAAUAAGAUUAUGGCAGAGAAGGUGAUAAUCAGGUGUCGAUGGCAUAGUUAAGCGCUAAUGGUAAAUUUUUGUCCUGCAAUGAGUAGUAGCAUGUCCAAGUUGUUGUAUAGUGUGUUUACUGCCAAUAUCUCCUCACUUUAAUAACAAAAAAUUAAACUGUAAGAGAUAAGUUUGUCAAAUGUGUCGCCUAGUCUUAGCCUAGUUUUAAGGUGUACUUAUCUAAAUUGUGAUAGUUAUGGUUGUCCUAUUUCAAGAGGCGUAUUCCCAUUUCGCAGUUCCAGCGUAGGGCUUAAAACUUUGAUUCGAUGAAUUUCAGCUUAAAUACGUUUUGUUUAUUGCGAACAUAUUUUUCGUCCAGUUUUCUUAAUAAUGAUAAUCGCCCAGUAUCCAUUUAGUACUACUGAUAAAGUGGGAAUUAGCCUUUGGUGAAUAAGCUCCAUCUUAUAUUCGUUGUUGGAAAUUCAUCUCAGUAUAGUAUGUUAUUAUUUGCCUAAAAGUUGGGUAGGAUUGGGUACCAUAAAGUUGAGCAAUUAAAUGCGCUAAGUAAGUUUGAAUAGUUGUUUUGUUUGGUCAGCCAUCAUGAAAAUCCUUCCAUGUGCUAUUUAUAAGCAGUUUUCCAAUCUUCUUUUCCUUCAAGAAGGCUGAAAAAUUUUGUGAUAUUUUUAAUAUAUACAAUUACAUCAUUUGAAAGCUCUCAAAAAAGGUACAAUAUCAAAAUUAAGUCUUUCUAGGCAAUGGCCUAUUGAGAAUGCAACUAGGUCAAAAACGACUUCAGUUAUUUAGUUAUACCGUUGUUUAUUUUAAAAUCCUUUACUUAUGAGAGUAUUUAUUUUACAAUUCUUUAUUUUAGUAUUUCUUAUUUUCUUCAUUAGGAGGUCUUAAUACCUGAUAAAAGAUAUAACGCUUAAAUUAAGCACAAAAUCGACAAAAGAUGUUAAAAAGUGCAUGCGUUUCACUUGGCCUUUAAAAUUACAGAAACUCUUAACUCUUGGUGCCCAUUUCUAUCUAACUACGAGACUUGACUUGUGUAUUCAGAGUAAAAAAGUAUGGAACUCCUGUGCAAAUUUGGGAAACAUUUUCCCCAUUUUUUUCACGCAAACCUGCAGAGAAAUGUCAUAAUAGGUCAAACGUAAUUUAACAAGCACAAAAUAAAAAGCUAAUAGCUAGAAGAAAGCAUACACCACAAAUACAUUGAAUCAAAAACACAACAGAAAUUGCUUCAAGACAGUUAUUUCUCUUAAUACAUAAAUUCAUUGUGAAAAAUAUUAGUUUGGAAUUCGCACCUUGUUCUAUGUUUUUUUUCUCUCUGCAAAAGUCUUAACACGACUUUAAAAAUCGCAUGAGUUGUUAACGCUUUUAAAUAAAUUUUGGCUCCAUUUGUGUGAAGUUACUCUAGCUUAAUAUGAAGUCCGCGCUGAGCUUUCUGGUCUUAUUCGGCAUUGCUGAGGCCAUUGCUGAGUUUAAUUUCAGUUGUAUCUCAUUUUAAAAAAGCUGGU